AUGAAGAAUGAAAAACUAACGAAAAACAUAACAAAAAAAAAAAAAGUAUCUACAUUAAAAGAAAAAAGAAAGAAGAAAAAUAAGUUUGAGAAUAAUUUAAAACAUAACUUAAAUGUACUAGAUUUAAAAAAUAAAAAGAAAAGUAAAAGUAAUGAAGAAAAAAGUGUAAAAAAUAAUAAAAAAAAAGAAGAAAAAAAAGAAGAAAAAAAAGAAGAAAAAAAAGAAGAAAAAAAAGAAGAAAAAAAGAAAUAUAUAAUAGAAACAGAAAAUAGCAGUAAAAAUGUUCAUGUAAUUGAAAAAAAUAAUGAAAAACAAAAAAGGAAUAUAAAAAAAAAAAAAUUGAAUAAAAAUUUAGGAAAAUUAGUACAUAAAUUUAUAGACAAAAAAAUAUCAAAAAAAAAUAAAAAGGAGAAAGUAAAUAAUAACGACAUAAAUAUAAUAAAAAAAAAUAAAAAGGAAAAAGUAAAUAAUAACGACAUAAAUAUGAUAAAAAAAAAUAAAAAAAAAGACGUUGAAAAAAAAUCAAAUAAUAAAAUAAAACUGCUUAACAAGAAUGUUAUAAAAAGCAAAAAAGUAAAAAAAGAGAAAAAAAAAAAAAAUAAUAAUAAUAAACUAGACAUAAUAAAUGAAAAAGAUAAAAAUACUAAAAUUAUGAACAGAGAAAAAAAUAAUAAAGAAAAUAAUGUAAUAAAAAAAUCGAAAAAUGAAAAUAAAAAAAAUAUUAAAAAAGAAAAGAUAAAGGAGAAAACAAGUAAUAAAAUAGAUAGCACAGGGAAAAAUAAUUAUGAAAUUAACAAAAAAGAAAAGAAAAAUAAUGAGUAUAAUCUAAAUAAUGAUGAAAUAAUUGUUGAUUUUGAAUUAAUAGAUCCACAUGAUACAUACAAAGAUAAUAUAAGAAUAUUAUUAAAAAGCACAGAAUUAUAUAACAAUCUAAAAUUUUCAGAACAAUUAAUUACUAUAAUAUGUGAUCAACAAAAUAUUGGAAAGUUUUUAUGUGUUUCAAAUGAAAAGGAUAACAUAAUUAGCUUUUUAACUAUUAUUAAUCUAAAUCAAUAUGAUGAAAUAAAAGAUUUAAAAGAAUUUUUAUUAAAUAAAAUAAAGAAAUCAAGUACGAAAGAAUUUCAAGAAAGUAUAAAAGAAUUAAGUAGAUUAUUAUCAACUAAUAAAAAUAUAGGUUUACUAAUUAAUAGUAGAAUAAUAAACUGUCCAAUUAAAUUAAUUCCUUUAAUUCACAAAAAUGUUAUUGAUGAUGUUUUUUGGUCACAAGGUAUAGUAGAUUUAGAUGAAGAUGAAAAAAAAUUUUAUUUUUUUGAUUAUAUACUUUUUUAUACAAAAGUAUAUAAAAAUUUAAAUGAUGAAUUAAUUUUUUCCAACUUUGAAGAACAAUAUUUCUUUGAGCAUAAAAUUCAUUAUAUAAUGUGGAAUAAUAAUAACAUUAAAAAGUUUUAUGAAAUUAUAAAUAAUAAAAAAAAAGAAGUAAAUUACAAAGAAUAUAUUAUUAUUUUCCUUAUUCCUUUUGAUAAGAUGAAAGAUGCAAUAGAUAAGUUUUCCCUUUUUAUAUAA
Molecule: messenger RNA, 1563 nt
Organism: Plasmodium gallinaceum
Lineage: Eukaryota; Apicomplexa; Aconoidasida; Haemosporida; Plasmodiidae
Product: protein BCP1, putative
Exons: 1
Coding region: 1-1563 (520 amino acids)
Cellular component (GO): nucleus
Source: RefSeq, a predicted model, not a curated record